GCGAUUGCGAAGGGAAGAAUGGCAGCAAAAACCUCGACGGUGAUACUUCUUGUGAAGUAAUGCAAAGAAACUCUGAAAAGAAGGAAAAAUCCCAGAAAUGGAAGAUAGUUCAACGCCAAGGCGAGAUUUUCCGGCAUUCCCAUUUGAGCCCUACUCGAUCCAGAUAGAUUUUAUGUCAUUCCUUUACAAGUCGCUCGACAGAGGAGGCGUCGCCAUGCUCGAGAGCCCCACAGGGACGGGCAAAACUCUAAGCAUCAUUUGCAGCGCGCUCCAAUGGCUCGUUGAUCGCCGAAAGCAGCAGCAGCAAUGGAAGAAGACAACGGAAACUCCAGAUAUUGGUUAUGGCGAUGAGGAGCCCGAUUGGAUGAGAGAUUUCGUCGUUGCAGAUGGUCAACAGAAGGAAGAGAAGCGAGGGAAGCGAUUAGGGUUUGGAGACUGGGAUGCGGAAAAGAAAGCCCCCUUUUCAACGAUCGAGAGCGAGGGUAAAAGGCCAGAGGGUCUCACUGGAGAUGAUGAUGUGGAGUUUUUGUUGGAUGAUUACGAGAGUGAAGAGGAUGGUUGGGACAAUGGCGGUAGAGGAUCGAAGAGGAAAGGCAGGAGAUGUUUGGAUUCCAGCAGUAGUGAUGAAGAUGUUGAGGAGGAUCAAGAGAUCUCCCCCAAGGUAUAUUUCACGAGCAGGACCCAUUCUCAAUUGUCACAGUUUGUAAAAGAGUUUAAGAGGACAGUCUUUGCUUCAGAGCUCAAUCUCAUCUGCCUGGGCUCCAGGAAGAAUCUUUGCGUCAAUCCCGACGUUCUGAAGCUAGGGAGUGCGAACCGGAUUAAUGAGCGCUGCUUGGAGCUGCAGAGAAAUCGUAGCAACUCCAAAAGCAAGGUUCAAGAUAAUAAUAGGAGAUUGCACCGUCCUAAACAUUCCAGUGGUUGCCCAAUGUUGCGGAAGCAUAAUUUACGAAAAUCAUUCAAGGAUAAAAUUCGAGAACUUGGUGCGUUGGACAUCGAGGAUCUUCAUCAACUGGGUAGUAAGAUUGGAACUUGUCCAUACUAUGGUUCACGUGACAUGAUUAGAGCAGCUGAUCUUGUGGUACUUCCAUACCAGUCCCUUCUCCAGAAAUCUUCGCGUGAAUCACUUGGUCUAAACCUGAAGAAUAACAUUGUAAUCAUAGACGAGGCACAUAAUUUGGCAGACUCCCUGACAAAUAUGUACAAUGCAAGGAUUACUUCAGCGCAGUUGCAGCAGGUUCUGUCCCACCUCCAACUUUACCUUGAGAAGUUCAGAAAAUGCUUAGGUGCUGGGAAUCGGCGGUACAUCCAGACUCUGAUCGAAGUAACUAAGUCGAUCCUUCGAUUAUUGCUAAGCCAUCAGGAUGAUGACUCUAAAUUUAGUGCUUGUCUGACUGAAAGUGCUCCUCUUGAGGAAGAUAAUUCGAUGACAAUAAAUGAAUUCUUAUUUUCUCUUGAUAUUGAUAACAUCAACUUUGUCAAACUUGUUCAUUAUGUGAAGGAGAGCAACAUUAUUCACAAGGUCAGUGGAUAUGGCCUGAAAGUUGGCUCUCAAAUUGUUUUGGAAGAUGCUGAUAAUCAGAGGAUCAAUGUAGAAGGAAGCAUUGUGUCUAGCUUCCAGGCUUUAGCUGACGUUUUACUUCGACUGACAAAUAAGGACAAUGAAGGAAGAAUAAUACUAUCUAGGCAAAGGUUGCUAAACUCGAGGCAAAUAGGAGAUGCUUAUCUUAAAUAUGUUAUGCUUUCAGGGGAUAGGAUCUUUACCGAGAUUAUGGAUCAAACACAUGCAAUUGUUCUGGCAGGAGGCACUCUGCAGCCUAUUGAGGAGAGCAGGGUGCGCCUCCUCCCUGCCCUUUCCAUUGAUCAAGUGCAAUUUUUCACAUGCAAACAUAUUGUUCCUCCAGAGAGUAUUCUCCCAAUUGCUGUUUCUUGUGGACCUUCUGGGUUAACUUUUGAUUUCAGCUACAAUUCAAGAAGCUCUCCAAGCAUGAUAGAAGAACUGGGCCGAUUUAUUGCCAAUCUCGUGGCAAUAGUUCCCGAGGGGAUGGUUGUGUUCUUCUCCUCCUUUGAGUACGAAGGACAGGUUUACAGUGCCUGGAAGGCUUCUGGCAUUCUGCCAAAAAUUCUCAAGAAGAAGCGUUUAUUUAGAGAACCCAGAAAUAACGUGGAUGUGGAGGUUGUUCUUAGGGAAUACAAGGAAAGCAUAUAUCCUCCCAGUGGGAAUUCAAAAGCUGAUCCAGGAACUUCUGGUGCAAUUCUCCUUGCCGUAGUUGGUGGAAAGAUCUCUGAAGGUAUAAACUUCAGUGAUGGCAUGGGUCGCUGUGUUAUUAUGGUUGGACUUCCAUAUCCAAGUUUAUUUGAUGUUGAAUUGAUUGAAAGAAUUAAGCAUAUAGAAGGGCUUGGAGACACCUCACAAAAAACCAGCAGAGCUAGCAGCAGUGAAUCAGUUCAGUCUGGUUUUGACAUUUUAAGAAGCUGCAAACAAAGAGGAAAAGAAUACUACGACAACUUGUGUAUGAAAGCGGUUAAUCAGUCCAUAGGCCGAGCCAUCAGGCAUGUACAUGACUAUGCUGCUGUGUUAUUAGUAGACUGGCGCUACACUUACAAUUCCUCGAAUCAAAAUUUCUCAAGACCUGCUGAUAAACUCCCCAUUUGGAUUAGGGACCGCCUGGUUUUUGCCACUGGAAGUUAUGGUGAAGUUCAUAGACUUCUGUUUCAGUUCUACCAACAUAACAGGCAGAAGUUUUGCAGGUAGAAAUAAUAAAUAAAGCUCUCUCGGUGGGUUAUACUCAGAUGAGAGAUAAUGGUGCAGUAAAGUAA
Messenger RNA from Dendrobium catenatum, 2817 nucleotides. Its product is annotated as ATP-dependent DNA helicase DDX11. Gene Ontology annotation, cellular component: nucleus. Gene Ontology annotation, biological process: establishment of sister chromatid cohesion; nucleobase-containing compound metabolic process. Bases 98 to 2752 code for a protein of 884 amino acids. The record is from RefSeq and is a predicted model, not a curated record. Lineage: Eukaryota; Viridiplantae; Streptophyta; Magnoliopsida; Asparagales; Orchidaceae. Gene Ontology annotation, molecular function: DNA helicase activity; DNA binding; ATP binding. The transcript has 9 exons.